Messenger RNA from Sorex fumeus (smoky shrew), 4911 nucleotides. It is a transcript of the gene SNX18, whose product is annotated as sorting nexin 18. Gene Ontology annotation, cellular component: cytoplasmic vesicle; plasma membrane. NCBI's taxonomy places the organism in Eukaryota, Metazoa, Chordata, Mammalia, Eulipotyphla, Soricidae. Gene Ontology annotation, molecular function: protein binding; phosphatidylinositol binding. The record is from RefSeq and is a predicted model, not a curated record. Bases 5 to 1840 code for a protein of 611 amino acids. Gene Ontology annotation, biological process: cleavage furrow formation; mitotic cell cycle; plasma membrane tubulation. The transcript has 2 exons.
CACCAUGGCGCUGCGCGCCCGGGCGCUGUACGACUUCAGGUCGGAGAACCCGGGCGAGAUCUCGCUGCGGGAGCACGAGCUGCUGAGCCUGUGCAGCGAGCAGGACAUCGAGGGCUGGCUCGAGGGCAUCAACAGCCGCGGCGACCGGGGCCUCUUCCCGGCCUCGUACGUGCAGGUGAUCCGCGCCCCCGAGCCCGGCCCGGCGGGCGACGGGGCCCCCGCCGGCCCGGCCCGCUACGCCAACGUGCCGCCCGGGGGGUUCGAGCCCGCGCCCGCGCCCGCCGCGCCGCCCGCCGCCUUCGCGCCGCCGCCGAGCACCUUCCAGCCGCCGCCCGGCGCGGGCUUCCCGUUCGGCGGGGCCGCCCCGCAGCCGUCGCCGCAGCCGCCCUACGGCGGCUACCAGGCCAGCCAGGGCAGCGACGACGACUGGGACGACGAGUGGGACGACAGCUCCACCGUGGCCGACGAGCCCGGCGCGCUGGGCGGCGGCGCCUACCCGGACCUCGACGGCGCGGCCGGCCGCUACCGCCUGUCCACGCGCUCCGAGCUGUCGCUGGGCUCGCGGGGCGGCGCCGCGCCGCCGCCCCACGCCCACCAGCAGCACCCCCCGGCCGGGGGCGCCAAGAGCUCGGCCACGGUGAGCCGCAACCUCAACCGCUUCUCCACCUUCGUCAAGUCCGGCGGCGAGGCCUUCGUGCUGGGCGAGGCGUCGGGCUUCGUGAAGGACGGCGACAAGCUGUGCGUGGUGCUGGGCCCCUACGGGCCCGAGUGGCAGGAGAACCCCUACCCCUUCCAGUGCACCAUCGACGACCCCACCAAGCAGACCAAGUUCAAGGGCAUGAAGAGCUACAUCUCCUACAAGCUGGUGCCCACGCACACGCAGGUGCCCGUGCACCGGCGCUACAAGCACUUCGACUGGCUGUACGCGCGCCUGGCCGAGAAGUUCCCGGUCAUCUCGGUGCCCCACCUGCCCGAGAAGCAGGCCACGGGCCGCUUCGAGGAGGACUUCAUCUCCAAGCGCCGCAAGGGCCUCCUCUGGUGGAUGAACCACAUGGCCAGCCACCCGGUGCUGGCGCAGUGCGACGUCUUCCAGCACUUCCUCACGUGCCCCAGCGGCACCGACGAGAAGGCCUGGAAGCAGGGCAAGCGCAAGGCCGAGAAGGACGAGAUGGUGGGCGCCAACUUCUUCCUGACGCUCAGCACGCCGCCCGCCGCCGCCCUCGACCUGCAGGAGGUGGAGAGCAGGAUCGACGGCUUCAAGAGCUUCACCAAGAAGAUGGACGACAGCGCGCUGCAGCUCAACCACACGGCCAACGAGUUCGCGCGCAAGCAGGUGACGGGCUUCAAGAAGGAGUACCAGAAGGUGGGCCAGUCCUUCCGCGGCCUCAGCCAGGCCUUCGAGCUGGACCAGCAGGCCUUCUCGGCCGGCCUGAACCAGGCCAUCGCCUUCACCGGGGACGCCUACGACGCCAUCGGCGAGCUCUUCGCCGACCAGCCCAGGCAGGACCUGGACCCCGUCAUGGACCUGUUGGCGCUCUACCAGGGCCACCUGGCCAACUUCCCGGACAUCAUCCACGUGCAGAAAGGAGCUCUUACCAAAGUAAAGGAGAGUAGGCGACACGUGGAAGAAGGGAAGAUGGAGGUCCAAAAGGCUGAUGGCAUUCAAGAUCGUUGUAACACUAUUUCUUUUGCCACUUUGGCUGAAAUUCACCACUUCCAUCAGAUUCGAGUCAGAGACUUUAAAUCACAGAUGCAGCAUUUCUUACAACAACAGAUAAUAUUUUUCCAAAAAGUGACCCAGAAGUUGGAAGAAGCUCUUCACAAAUACGAUAGUGUUUAAUGACUGGACAUUGGAUUGUGCACUUUUUUUUUUUCAGUUCAUGGAUAAUUUCUCCAGCAGAAUACAGACUGCUAUCAAAGAGCUAUUGCCAACUAUCAGUGGUGGUACAAGGAUGGUUUUGUGUUCAACUGAAACUCUGCUGAAUAUAUAAUUAUGUAGGAAAGAAACAGUUAAUAUGGUUAUGUAAUAGAAACAGUACCACACAUUGUAACUAAAUUAUACUAUGUAUGCCUACACUACCAUUGUAACUUUUGGAAUAAUGAGUAUACUAUUUGCCUUAUUGCUUUUUUGAAGUAUGGGUAUUUUAGUGCAUACUUUGUAGACCUCAAAAACCCAUGAAGGGUCUCAAAGAAGCUGGCUGGAUAAAAGCCUGCUGUGGAUGCCUUUUUUACUCUCAUAGAUUGGGAUUGCCGAAAUUCAACCUAUUCUCUGUUUACAAACUCCAACUAGAGCAGCUAUGCGACUUUGUGCCUUUAGACUCUUGGUUUUUCAUUUCAUCCACUCUUCCCCACCCAGCCUUAUUCCUCCCCUCCCCCGCCCUCACCUGUUUAGAAUAACCACACAUGUUCUGAUCGGAAGAGAGAAAGGCCGUGCAUAUAACGACAUGCUGCUGGUCGUCUCAUACUGGGGAUGGACGGUGUGGGGGCAGGAUUAGCUGUCAUCAGUUGGCACUGCAAGUCCUGGACUUGAGUCUUGCUGGGAGCGUAGCGGAGGGAUCCUCAAUGCUCAUCUUUGGGUAUGGAGUCUGUUAGGGGAGAAAAUGGUGCACACUUUUCCCAUAGAUGUAACAGUAGCAUAGCCCUUCACUCAAGUGUCCUGGGAACUUGGCGUGGAGAUUGAGAACAUGUCUUACAACACAGAGAAGGAGGAGUCUGGUCAGCAGGGGACACAAGCACAGAAUCGGUGACGACACACUAGGUUUUAUUUCUUAGGAAGGUUUUGUUUUAGCUUGAAUAUUUUCUUUUCAUUUCCAGUGUGAUUUCGUUCUUUUUUUUUUUAAUGGAUCUACACUGUUAACUGAUGGAGACUCCACUGUGAUUCACUCGUUUACUUAAUCAAAACUUUUCAGGGAUGUCUGUAAAAUUCAGUGUUAUACAUGAUGAGUAGUGUUGGUUGAGCUAAGGAGGGACCAGAAAUAAUUUCUACUAUUCCACAUGUUGGAGAGGAAAAAAAAUAAUUUUUUAAAAAAGUAUUGAUAAGCCCCUGGGACAUUUAUUCUUAAAAUUAGUUUAAAUAUAUUCUUUUACUGGUAAAAGGGAAAAAAAACACAAAUGGCUGAUACAUACCAAAAAGAUUCAGAAACAGCUUAAUUUUAAAAGCACAAAGAGGUUCUGGUUUGUAAUGCCAAAAUCUCAUGUUUUUGUUGUUGUUUUUUUUAUAGUUGCUGAGCUGAAUAAUGUGAUUCUUGCGUUUACAGAUUGAAAAUUGUCACUGAAAGGUUUAAGUAUCUGCUGUUCUUAUGAAGUCAGAUCAAUACUGCCUCAGAAAUCCCUGGGUAUUGAAAUGGUAACAUGGAAGUAAGGAGGCCAGUUAAAAAUAUCAGUGAGUCACAUUGAUGAACGAACAGGAUUGAUAGAAAGAGGGUACCAAAUAGCACAUUUACUCAAAAAAAGUGAUUGCAAUUAGUCAAAUUUUUGACCUCAGACUAUCACAGUUUUGAUCAAAAUUUUGUACCUUACUUAGAGCCAGAUUUAAAUCAUGUCCUUUGUCUUUACUGUGGACACUUGGAAAAGUAACCAUAUUGUUCUCUAAAUGCUAAACAUAGUUCUAUUUACAAAAUUCAUAUAUGUGUAAAAGCUCAUUUUAUUGCAGAAGUUUGGAGAUUAUAAUUAUUGUAUUUGAGUCUUUAUUGGACAAAUAAGCACCAUGCUUUUCAAAGCAUUUGAAAGUCAGUUAUUAGCCUUUUUUUUUAUGAUGUUUGAUUUUGUUUUAAAGCAAAAUCAGUAACUUAGGCAAUGGUAGCAUGGAAGUUAUUUGAGGUGUCUUGUAUGAUUGUGCUUUAGCCAGGGUGGACAGAGCUUAAAUUAUUAAAGGACUAAAGAUUCAAGUACAAGGAAGUGUAAGUUCAUGCUGCCUGCUAUAGGGGAACUUUUUGUUCUUCAUAUCUACAUAACAUUAUAAGCCACGGAUUCUUAGGAGGUUAAAAUUAAUUCUGGGUGUAAGACACCGGAUUUUUUAGUGUUCGUUUUCACCUAAGAACUUUAUUUCUCUAACGUUCUUGGUCCUAUUGAGACAUUUCAGUAUAUUAAAAUACUGCAAUGUUAAUACCCAAGAGAAAAAGCCAUCAUAAUGUGUAUGCUGGUCAUCAUGAUCAGUGUGGUACAGUUUUUAAAAAUAAACUCUCAUGCCCUUCAUACCAUUAUUUGUCUUUAUUUCUAGAAUUUAUCAUUCUGAAAUGUAUUUAUAAUGUGAGGGCGUGCCCUUGAGCUGGGUUUGCUGUUUUAAUCACCGGUGAAGUUGUUUCUGUGUUGUAACUAGAAGGCAGGGAGAUGGCUUCUGCAGCUGGGCAUUGUAACCCAUUGCACUUCUAGGCUGUUGUUUAUGAAGGUACAGUUUAAAUCCAGAAUAAGGGCCCACAUUUGAAGGCGAAACAUAAGGUUGGUGCAUGUUGGCUUGAAUAAAGUAGCUGGGAUUUUCUGGAGCUUCACUGAUAAAAUUGUCUUCUGUUUAUUCAUGACAAUGCAGCAGAAUCUUAAAUGCCUGUUUUAAUGGUCUUACAGUUUGCUGCUGUUCUCGUCAUUAAGGACUUGGAAAGUGUUUUAGUUGCUGAAGUCAAACAUGUAAGGUUUAUGUGUAAGCCCUUAAAUAUCAUUCUUUACUAAGUUCAUUACGUUAGUCAUUUUCCCCCAUUUGUGUCUUCAUUUCUUCAUAAUCAAAUACUGUGUCCGAUAGCGUUAACCAGUUUUCUCAUUUCUGACUUUAUUGUUGGCUAACAGAAUAAGUAAAACAGGGUAUUAUUUAUUUAUAGACUAGAAAUGUGGACUAUUAUUUUAUUUCCUCCAGAAUGUUAUGACUAGUGCAGAUCAGCCAUGUUUAUCUUUUAAAAAAAUAAACAAAGGUUUAUUCUCAGA